AUGUCUUAUUUUCCAAGAGCCGAUGAUUUUGCUCCUGCACCCGGAUACGACCAUACACCUGCUGGUCCUGACGACUUCAUAUUCAACCACGAUACUACACGAACAGUACCUCCUACUGAAGACAGUUUAUCGGAUACACCUUCAUUUCAUAACGAUUUUGAGGAUAUUAGGCCCUUUUCUUCGCCUAACAAAAAUUAUAUUUUUUCUACAAAAUACGAAAAGUUUCACGUGACUCCACAUCAUAGAGCCGAAAAUCAACAAUUCACCGCUCCUAUCAAACAUCUUCGAUAUAAGAAAAAAUUUAUUGAACCUUCAAAAGGUUACUAUACCUUUCCGAUCUCAUUUCCUGAAACUAAGACCGUACCUGCACCUGCUAUAGCGGAGACAAUUUGUAACGUUAGCUCUGUCGCAUCUAUAUCGAAUGGUAAUCCUAUAUCCUCAGUUAAUACCGACAAUUGGGAGAACAUACCUGAACAUUAUAUUCCGUUAAUUCCUCAAUCUGCAAUUUACGAAGGUGGUCGAUUGAAUCAACCUUCUCGUAUGAAAAUCUGGAAAAAGAAUUUACAACCACUUGCAGUUGGCAGUGAUGGUUGGUUAGCUCACAUGAAAGAAAUCUAUGAUCAUCAUGGAACGAUGACAAAAUAUGAACAAGAAAGAAUAAUUGCUAAAAUACAAUGGGAUACUACCCCGACCAAGGCGAAUACCGAAAGAAUCUAUGCAAUCUUGUAAUAGAAGUCACCGACGCUCAGUACAAUUACGAGACGAAAUUACUUGAAAUCUUAUCUGAAGUAAUACCCGAAUUACCAACCGUAUCUGGAUCACUCAAACAAAGUGAACGCAAAAAACGCGAAAAAUGACGAUUACAAAAAUUACAAGAAAUUGAACAGAAAAAAAGUGAAGAUACUAAAAUUUUAGAAGAGUUACGCUCUUGGGUUAACAUUUAUGAAGAUGCUUUUAUCGUCAACUACUAUAGGGAU
Messenger RNA from Rhizophagus irregularis DAOM 181602=DAOM 197198, 977 nucleotides. The record is from RefSeq and is a predicted model, not a curated record. Lineage: Eukaryota; Fungi; Glomeromycota; Glomeromycetes; Glomerales; Glomeraceae.